CCAAAAAUGCAGGCUGGCCUUAUGGUAGAGUAUAUGAGACGCAGUUAGUACAGUAUGAAAACCCUAAUAUAGAGAAGAGAAGAGAAAGGCAGCUAGUUUUUCUUCUUCAUUUUCAUCUUCGCCGCCUUCCGAAGAUGAAGUUCAACAUUGCUAAUCCCACCACUGGUUGCCAGAAGAAGCUCGAGAUUGACGAUGACCAGAAACUUCGAGCCUUUUUUGACAAAAGGAUCUCCCAAGAGGUCAGUGGAGAUUCCCUGGGUGAGGAAUUCAAGGGUUAUGUGUUCAAGAUUAUGGGGGGAUGUGACAAGCAAGGGUUUCCAAUGAAGCAGGGAGUUUUAACUCCAGGCCGUGUUCGCCUUUUGCUGCACCGAGGUACUCCUUGUUUUCGGGGGUAUGGUAGGAGAAAUGGUGAGCGCAGAAGGAAGUCUGUCCGUGGAUGCAUUGUUAGCCCUGAUCUUUCUGUUCUGAAUCUGGUUAUCGUGAAAAAGGGUGACAAUGAUCUGCCUGGACUGACCGACACUGAGAAACCAAGAAUGAGAGGACCCAAGAGAGCUUCAAAGAUCAGGAAGCUCUUUAACCUUUCCAAGGAAGAUGACGUCAGGAAGUAUGUCAACACCUACCGCCGAAAUUUCACCACCAAAACUGGGAAAAAUGCGAGCAAAGCUCCUAAGAUUCAGAGGCUUGUGACACCCUUGACCCUGCAAAGAAAGAGGGCAAGAAUUGCUGACAAGAAGAAGAGAAUCGCCAAGGCCAAGUCAGAGGCAGCUGAUUAUCAGAAGCUUCUUGCUUCAAGGUUGAAGGAACAAAGAGAAAGGCGUAGCGAGAGUUUGGCUAAGAAGAGGUCUAGACUCUCUGCAGCUUCUAAGCCAUCCAUCGCUGCAUAGGUCACUGGAAUGUGUUUUCUGCUAUUUUUGGGUCUGGUUUUGAUUAUUGCUGGAUGUAGUACAUGCUUUUGGUAAAUUUUGAGUCUAUCUGAUAGUACUUCAAGAUUGAAGAUUUUUGUUACUUGACAUUUGACAAUAUUUUAUAUUUAUGUUUUUCUUGA
Molecule: messenger RNA, 1045 nt
Organism: Capsicum annuum
Lineage: Eukaryota; Viridiplantae; Streptophyta; Magnoliopsida; Solanales; Solanaceae
Product: 40S ribosomal protein S6
Exons: 6
Coding region: 135-884 (249 amino acids)
Biological process (GO): translation
Cellular component (GO): ribosome
Molecular function (GO): structural constituent of ribosome
Source: RefSeq, a predicted model, not a curated record